Cydia amplana is the source of this 1542-nucleotide messenger RNA. Its product is annotated as lipase 3-like. The transcript has a single exon. Bases 122 to 1537 code for a protein of 471 amino acids. The record is from RefSeq and is a predicted model, not a curated record. NCBI's taxonomy places the organism in Eukaryota, Metazoa, Arthropoda, Insecta, Lepidoptera, Tortricidae.
CGUAACGCCGUGCCACAAAAAAUGAUUCGGUGUUUACUGCAAGGUCACGGUUCAUACAUUUAUAUAUUACUGAUUUGAGAACGAUCAGUUUAUUAUUGACCUCUGCGGGAGCGCGCGCGUUAUGGUCCAAAAAAUAUUUAUUCUCGCAUUUUUCGCUACCUGCCAUGGGCAGCUCGCUGACUUACUGUUCCCUCGUGUGGCCAACACCGUUAGGCAGACGGCGGACUCGCUAACAAAUAACCCGGUGGCGAGCCAGGCGACCAAUGUCGCCGGAGGCCUGCUGUUGAACACCUUAAAUCUCUUCACAAACGUACCCAUCACCCUCGCGCGGUCUCUAACUGGCGGAGACGGUAUCAACGGCGUCCCCGGGCCAAUCAACGACAACAACCUGGUAGCCUUAAGCGAUAACUUCCUCUCCGAGUUCAACUUCGGCCUAGGCAACGAGGACUGCAAUCUUAACUGUGACCAGCUCAUCACCAAAUAUGGACAUUCAGUUGAGACGCACGAUGUUCUCACCGAAGAUGGCUAUAUAUUGAAGAUGUUCAGGAUACCCAGUGAUGGACCAGUUGUGUAUCUUCAACAUGGGUUGUUAGGAAGUGCAGAUGACUAUAUAGUGGCCGGCCCGGACAGUGGAAUAGCGUAUCUCCUAGCAAAAGAGGGUUACGACGUCUGGUUGGGAAACUCACGCGGCUGCAAGCACUCACGGCGUCAUGUCGAGAUGAGCCCCUCCCAAGGCGCUUUCUGGGACUUCUCUUGGCACGAAGUUGGCUAUUACGAUCUUCCUGCUAUGAUCAACUACGCUCUAAAUACCACCGGAAAGGAAAAGCUGAAAUACAUCGGCCAUUCCCAAGGGACCACUGCAUUCUGGGUGAUGGGAUCGGAACGCCCCGAAUACAUGGACAAGAUUGCUUUAAUGGUUGCGCUAUCACCCGUCGCAUUUAUGUCCCACGUGAAGAGUCCUAUCAUAAGAUUCCUAGCUCCCACAGGAGGUAUAAUUCACGCAUUUGCAAAGAUAAUUGGGCUUUAUGAAUUAGCUCCGGAUAAUGCGUUGAUGAGAGUAUUCAGAAGAAUAGCGUGCGGCGGGGGGCCAUUUGCGGAAAUCAUGUGCACUAAUCUUUUGUUCUUAGUGGCUGGUUACAACGUGGAACAGCUGAAUGUGACUAAUCUGCCUGUGAUCUUCAGCCACGCGCCGUCAGGGGCGUCAGCGAAGCAGUUCGCGCAUUAUGGGCAAGAAGUGAUCUCUGGGAGGUUUAGGAAGUUCGACUACGGCUCAGCGGAGAACCAGGUGCGGUACGGGUCGAGCGACCCUCCCGACUACGACCUGUCGCGUGUGACAGCUCCCGUGUCGCUAGUCUACAGCGACGCCGACUGGAUCUGCGACGCGCGCGACGUCGACAUGUUGUACAACCUGUUGCCCAACGCCAUCGACAUACACAAAGUACCGUCGAGAAACUUUAACCAUUUGGACUUUGUGUUCGCGAAGGAUGUGAAAUAUUUGAUUUUUAAGAGACUGAGUAAAAUGUUAGCGCGUUUUUAAUCGUU